Schistosoma mattheei is the source of this 2716-nucleotide messenger RNA. The record is from the annotation of a GenBank genome assembly. NCBI's taxonomy places the organism in Eukaryota, Metazoa, Platyhelminthes, Trematoda, Strigeidida, Schistosomatidae.
AUUUUAGUUAUUAACCUUGUGGAGUUGAUUUCCCCAGUUUGAUCGAACUAUGUGAAUUGCCCUGGCUAGUAUGUUCCACAAAUUGUUUCAGGUUUUUUGGAUAAACAAGUUGCUACUCAUCUUGUUGGUGACCUUCCAUGGCGCUUCAUUAAUAUAUGGAGCUCAUUCUUGGACGCCUACUCACCCAUCAUCUAUCUCUAACUCAUCCUUAAUCGAUGAUCGUGAUGCAGAUCCUUUUCGGUUAAGUUAUAUCAAAGUGGGGUUGGCAGCAGCUUUUUUUUUCACUGUACUUGUUUCGUGUGGUCUGCCAGUUUUAUUGAUAAACUACCUGAAAGAACAAAAUAGUCUACCAUUGUUCAAUAACAAUCGAAGAUUUCAUUUGAGUAAAGUGCAACAUAGUGGGUCAGACCAAGUUAAAGUAGAAAAUAGGGAUGAUGACAUUGGAUUUCAAUACUGUGAUCUAAAUUUAUCUCCACCUUCAGGAAGGAGUCCUGUAAAUGUUUCUAGUGGUGAAGUGUAUGCAGAUAACAAUGUUUCAUGGAACCGAGCGCCGUUUCAACAACAAACUUCGGUGGAAUCUGAAAGUUUAUCCACUUGUCAAAGCCCUAAUCCUGCAUUAAUUAACGGAGACCAGUUUGAAAACAGAGAUUUACUUACUGGUCAGGUGGUCCAUAAUGAGCGAAACUGGGCCAGUUCAUUUAGGAUUCAAGAUCGAAUACGUGGUCGUAAUUUAAGUGAUCACUCUAUUAUACAGAAUCGAAGAGAUCAUCAGAAACAAGAGAAACAAAUGUCAUCUCGAAAAGUUUGUCUUUCAUCAGGAACAACGCGUAAAGAAGCAUUACAAGCUUGGUUUAGUCGGUGUAAUUGUUUUGCCGCUGGAGUAUUCUUAUCUUCAGGUUUUAUGGAACUUUAUCCCGACACUGAAGAAGCUAUAGCAGAGGCAAAAAUUCAGUUACAUAUUAAAUCUGAAUUCCCAUUCGCUCCAUUUUUAACUCUUGUUGGAUUCUUUCUGGUUUUAAGCAUUGAACAAAUUAUAUGGACAACAAAAUCAAAUCAAUGGACAUGUUGUUCGAGAAGAAAUCUUAACACUAGUCAAGCAUUACAUCGUGAUUCAUUACAUUCGAAUGAAAAUGAUUAUAAUUUUGAAAGUAAUGGAAAUUUUUACCUUGAUGACAAUAAUAGCAAUAACAAUGUAAAACAUAAUGAGAUUACUGCAAAUCACAAAUUAUCCUUGGAGGACUCACAACAGAAUAACAUUGGAUAUUUAUCAUCUAAACUUAUGAAAAGUAAUGCCAAGAGGCCAUCGAAAUUAUCCAAUGCAACAAAUACUUCAGAAUUGACUGCAGUCGAUUGUUCACCUACAUCAUCUACUCAUUCUGGGAAUGAUUUUCUUCUAGAAUCCAAUAUUACAAGAAACCACGUCGAACAUGCUGGCCACUGUCAUGAUGAUAAUAAUGCUCGUCAUCAUUCUCAUACUCAUGAUAUUAAAUUUGAUACUAGCUCCUUUGGAUCAGUGUUACGUAUUGUUCUACUUUUAUGCGCUAUGUCUGUACAUUCAAUAUUUGAAGGUUUAGCAGUUGGUCUUCAACCUACAACACAACGUACUCUUGCCUUAUUCACUGCUAUUUUAUUACAUAAAAUUAUCAUAGCUAUUGGAAUUGGUGUAAAUUUAGCUACGAAUUUAAAUCAACCGCCAACAUCUUCAGGUUCUUCAUUUCCAUCUCGAUCCUCCUAUUGUCGUCUUUUUAUGUAUCAAUCUAUUGGAACAUUAAUUUUAGCUUGUUCAUCACCAUUCGGUGUUCUUGUUGGUUGUGGUUUAAUGCAACAAAAACAAUCACCAAUAUUGACAAUGUCAACUGCUGUACUUCAAGGUUUAGCUUGUGGAACAUUUUUCUUUGUAGUAUUCUGUGAAUUAUUACCAGUUGAAUUUAAAGAAGGUGUCAAAGAUAGGAUGGGAAAGUUUUUUUUCUUAUUACUUGGAUUUGCAGUAGUUGCAUUAUAUGCUUUUUUAAUGCCUGAAUAAACAUUGUUUAUUCAUUGUAUGAAUUUAUUCUUUGUUACUUUUUAAAAGAAAAUUACUUCGCGCCCAAUUUUAUGAACCAUUUAUAAUCAAUUAAAUUUAUAGUCCUUAUCAGUUGUGUAUACGUUUCUUUUAUUAUUUUCUUUUUUUUCAUUACUUCUUUUUAGUUUGGUUGUUCUUCUCUUAGUUGUAUGUCAAAAUCAAAUUAAAUGAUAAUAAAUUCUACUUUAAGUUGGAUAAUUAUUUUUGAACUAUAACUUUCUUCAUUUGGUAUUGUUUUGCUUGUAUCUUCCCAUUGAGGUUUAAGACUGCAAUUGAUCAGUCUGUUAGCCACUAUCCAUCUUUGCUUGUAACUUUCUUCGCUACAAACUUUCUCUCUUUAAUUGUCUAAAUUUCUUUUUAUAAAUGAAUUCAUUAUCUCCAUCUAUUACUUCUAAUUUAUUUAUGUAUCUGUCUAACUAGGUACAUUAUUUCUUUUCUUUCACAUAAAAUUUUAAUUGAUCAGUUUCUGUGCAUAUUUAUUUUCGAUAGUUUGCUUUAUAUAUACAUGAUCUCUGGUAAUUUUUUUUCUGAAGUACAAUUCAAAGUACUGCUUUCGGUGUCUGUUUUUUUUAUCGGGAUAUGUUUCUCCUGUUGGAGUUUGAUUAUUUAUUUGUGUGUUUGUGAAUAUCUGGAAUAAAUAGAACAUCUGAUUUG